CGUAUGUAUCUUAUUAUAAAAUAAUUCCAGACAAAAAUACUUGGAACAAUGGAGACAUCUCAGACCAAACAUUCCGAUCCGUCCGACAUACAGGAGAAGGAGACCAGUAUGGAGAAUAACCUGGAGAAGGACAUUUUUAAGACGAAGGAUAUCGUGGAGCAGGGGGACGACGGCAAGGACGACACGGAUAGCCUGAGCAGUACAGAGUCUGGGGAACUGGUGAAGAGAUUGAAACGGAAACGAGUUGAGGAGGACGACGAGGAAUCCGAAGCCAAGAGAAGAAGUGAAGAACCUCUUGUUAAACUAUUUAUCGUGGACGAGACUAACAAUGAGAAGGAAGAAAAGGAAGAUUUUGACGACGAUAAUGAAACUGACAAAGAUCUUAAACAAGACAAAGAGGAAGAAAAAGAUGCUGAAGAAGAAGUUUAUGAAGUGGAAUCAGUAGUGGAUUACGAUUACUGUAAAGAAACGGAGAGAGGACUUUACAAGAUUAAAUGGAUUGGUUGGGCAGAAGAGCAUAAUACCUGGGAACCUAUAGAUAACCUACUACACUGCAGGGAACACCUUGUUAAAUUUUACUACAAGAGAUUACAGGAGAGAGAAAGUGCUUCAGCAGGAAAGAAAAGAAGCCUACCUAUGCCCCCAGAUCCAAGAAUAUCAGAAGAUUUACGAGAUUUAUUCAUCUCUAAGUAUUACACCAAACCAUCUCAGGAGACAUUGGAGGCUUUAUUUCAGGCAAAGAAGAAGGGAAAGGUAACGAAGCUCCUGUCCGAGUCCGUUCUGAGGAAGGAGAUGGAGAACCUGGCGGGGCUCAAGAAGAUUAACAUGAAGAGGUUGGAGGCGGUGAGGGUUCAGUUGAACCUUCGCGAACUACAGACAUACAGGGAUAAUCAACUCAAACAAAUCAAGGACUGGGAGAAUAAGAUAAAUGAUAUUGAGAAGGAUGCUCAUGUAUCUGUAACUAACGAUGUGGAUCUGGACGGACCUCCAACAUUAAUGGAAUAUAUUAAUUGUUAUAAGGCUGGUGAUGGAAUAGAGAUACCUGACGACCCACGUCUUGGCUGUGAAUGUGAAAAUUGUUCUUCUAAAUGUAGCUGCUAUGGAAUGAAUGAAACCGAGAUGGCGUAUAAUCAGAAUGGAAGACUGAGAGUUGAUAUAGGAUAUCCAAUCUACGAAUGCAACAAAAGAUGUAAAUGUCCUUCCAGCUGUAGAAACAGAGUCGUGCAGAACGGACGAAAAGUUAAGCUUGGUAUUUUCAGAACAAGUAAUGGGUGUGGCUGGGGUGUGAGGACCCUGGAGAAUAUCAAGAAAGGCAGCUUUGUUGUCCAGUAUGUUGGCGAGGUUAUAACCUCUGACGAGGCCGAGGAGAGAGGGAAGAAGUAUGAUGCUGACGGGAAAACAUAUCUCUUUGAUCUGGACUUCAAUCUAGGGGAUGAAAAUCCAUUUACGGUCGACGCUGCUUUUUAUGGGAAUCUGAGUCACUUUAUAAACCACAGUUGUGAUCCUAACUUAAAUAUCUUCAACGUUUACAUCAACUGUUUAGAUCCAAACCUACCUCAGCUCUGCUUGUUCGCUAGACGGAAUAUUAAAAAAGGAGAGGAGCUGAAUUUUGACUAUUCUCAGUCCACACAAAGCGCAGACUCCGAGGACUCCCCUGAUUCCCCCUGCAAGACCCCUCACAGAGCCAAAGUUGGAGAAUCGUCGGCCGGACGACUAGGUACUCCUGGUCGAGUGGGUACUCCAGGACAAAAGAAAGAAUCCUCCAACGCUGUAGUUCAAAAAACAGAAUGUCGUUGCAACGCAAAGAAUUGUCGCAAAGUCCUUUUUUAAACCAACAAGUAUUUCUUUUUAUUAAAGCUUCUGUUGGUUUGUCAAAAGUAUAUUGUUUUAAUCGAAACUGAUCCAUUCUUCAAAUCUGGAAGAUAUGGUCGUUCCUCUAGGUUUAAAAGUAUUUACUUUGCAUAGCUCCUACAUGUUUUCUUGCAGUAGAAAUGCCCAAGUCUUUUUUUGUAG
Eurytemora carolleeae is the source of this 2013-nucleotide messenger RNA. It is a transcript of the gene Su(var)3-9, whose product is annotated as histone-lysine N-methyltransferase SUV39H1-A. The transcript has 14 exons. Gene Ontology annotation, cellular component: nucleus. The record is from RefSeq and is a predicted model, not a curated record. The coding region runs from base 49 to 1830 and encodes 593 amino acids. NCBI's taxonomy places the organism in Eukaryota, Metazoa, Arthropoda, Copepoda, Calanoida, Temoridae. Gene Ontology annotation, molecular function: histone methyltransferase activity; protein binding; zinc ion binding.